Messenger RNA from Hydra vulgaris (swiftwater hydra), 1453 nucleotides. Lineage: Eukaryota; Metazoa; Cnidaria; Hydrozoa; Anthoathecata; Hydridae. The record is from RefSeq and is a predicted model, not a curated record.
UUUUCAGUUGCCAAUGUUAUUUAAACUUGUCAAUUAAAGUAAGAGUUGUUUUGUUUAAAAAAGAAAGCUAAAUUUUGCUAAACAAAAAAAAUAACAACAACAAAAAAAAAAUGAGUUUUGUUAAAUGUCUAUUUAGUGGAUGCCUCAUAUUUGUAUCAUUACAUUUGGUUUUAUCUGCUGUAUGUCCAAAUAAUAAACUAUGCCGACCGGGACUUUUGACGUCAUCGAUUACAACAUUAAGCAGUUAUGUAAGUACAAAUCGAAUGCCGUUUACUCUGUUAAACAGUUCCGCUCUUCAAAAAACAUCAGCAAAAAAUGAACAGCAUUGCCUCCAGAAAUGCUACGCUUUGUCAACGUGUCUUUCAAUUAAUGUUUUAAGUAACAUUUCUGAAAACAUUGAAAUUGAAUGCCAACUUCUUGGUGAACAAGCAUAUACGAAUAAAGAAAAACUUGUUUUUCAAGCAAAUUCCACCCACUACACAAUACUGAAUGCCGGUUGUGAAAAAGGUUUAUGUUUGAACAAUUCAACAUGUAUACCAAACUAUAAUGACGACAGCAGUACUUGCAAAUGUGUUUCUACAAACUUUGAUGGAACUUUUUGUGAACGAGAAAUUAAAGUUGUGUUGCUACGAUACAAUAGAGGGUAUGGUUACGGACCCCAAGUUCAAGGUUUUAUGAAAGAAACAAGUUUUAAACAGCCACCAGCAAACUCUUUGUGCUUGUUAACAUUCAACGACGCAGGUAAUAUAAAUAGCAAUAGGGGUGGUCAAGCUUUUGCAUACUUUAUACCACCGGAGACUGGAAUCUAUUAUUUUAUAAUUGCUUGCAAUUAUUACUGCUCAUUAUUUAUUUCAACGGUUGGUAAGCAAGACAGGCGGGUCUAUCUUAGCGCUCCAGGUAAAACGUCUGGUAUAUAUAUAGCAGAAAACGAAAAAAAGUUUUUAGAAAUGUUGAUAACUAAUCCGCAAAACUAUGAGAAUAAUCCGUUUGCUUCUUCAUUUUCUUUGGGUGUUACUUUUCCAAACGGAACUAUAUCAAAUCCAGUUGACAAUCGAUAUUUGGCAUCGAUAUUUUAAAAAAACAAAACAAAUGUUCAAUUUUUUUUCCUCGCAUAGAUUGAUACGUUAUAAUGAGAAUCAAAUUAGUGGAAAAUAUUUUCUUUGAAUAAAUACUUGGGUUCGUGGUCGUGUUUAUAAAAUUCCUAAAAUAAAUUGAAAUAUAUAAAAACACAAUUUUGAAGAAACUAUAUUUGCGGAAAAAUUUGAAUAAACAUUUGUUAAGUAUUAUAAUUUUUAAUUUUUGUUUAAAAGAAAAAUGAUUAAAAAGAAGGAAAAAAACAGCAUAGACGCAUCAAGUGUUUAAAGAGAGAAAAUAUAGCAUUAGUUGUUUUUUUCUUGUAUAUUUAUGUUUUACAUUUUAUCAUAUUACUAUAAUCAGAAUCUUCAUACUAAGA